AUUAAAUGAGGUUUAUAUAACAUAUCAGGGUAUACGUGUAUGCACAACCUCAUAUUUUGUGAUGAAUGCAUGACGUAUUAUCUACAGUAUAGAUACACAUUUUUGCAUACUAAAUCACCGCUAUAAUAUAUAAAAGAGUGUGUAUAUUUUGAUGAUUUAGAAUUAAUUCCGAUUUAUCUUCUAUGAAAAUGGAUUUAAAUGAAGCUGAAAAGAAGUCCGGCAACUUGAAUGAUAAGUCUAAAUAUGUUCUGUAUGGUGUGGAAGAUACUCCUUCGCUACCAAUGUGCUUCUUGUUUGGACUUCAGCAAGCUAUCAUGUGUAUUGGCGGAACGUUAUCUAUUCCGUUCAUCCUGUCCGGACUUUUGUGUGCCAGCAGUGGCGAUGUGACGUCAACUCUGCUCAGCAUAACCAUGUUCAUGUGUGGAAUAGCCACCAUUCUCCAGUGCUUGUUUGGUAUACGACUCGGUAUUGUUCAAGGAGGUUCUCACACCUUUAUUGCCCCCAUUGUUGCAAUGAUGGCACUUGAUAAAUGGCGGUGUCCGGAAUCCGAAGACUCUGAGCAGCGACCACUAAAUGAUACAAGUGGGGUACAAGACGGGGAUGAGAUAUGGCAAAGUCGGAUGAGAGAGAUCCAAGGCAACCUUAUUGUCGCUUCAAUCACACAGCUGGUGCUCGGCUGCACGGGAAUGCUGGGUAUAAUAAUACAAUUUAUAGGACCACUGACGAUCGCACCUACCAUAUCAUUGAUAGGCCUGUCUCUUACAGGAGUAGCUAUUCAGUUCAAUAAGUACCAGUGGGGUAUCGCAUUCUUGUCACUGAGCCUGACAUUGGUGUUCUCGCUAUAUCUUCGUGAGAUUAAGAUUCCACUUCCGGCUUAUAACCGGAAGCGGGGUUGUCGUCUGGUUAGAUAUCCGCUAUUCCAGCUAUUUCCAGUUAUUUUAAGCAUAUGCAUAAGCUGGUUGUUUUGCCAUAUUUUAACAAUUACUGACGUUUUCCCGAACAAUUCUACAAUACCAAGUUACAUGGCAAGGACAGAUUCAAGAUUAGAAAUUCUAGAAAGGGCACCUUGGUUCUAUUGGCCGUAUCCUUUUCAGUUUGGUAUUCCGACUGUCAGCGCAGCCGGUUAUGUUGCAUUCCUGGCGGCAACUAUAUCGUCUAUCAUCGAGUCGGUGGGGGACUACUACGCCGCUGCCCGUAUAUCCGGUGCUCCCCCGCCUCCAGCACAUGCCCUCAACCGCGGUAUCGCCAUGGAGGGAUUGUCCAGCAUCGUCUCUGGCAUGGUUGGUUCUGGACACGGGACUACCUCAUAUAGCCAGAAUGUCGGGGCGAUAGGUAUAACAAAGGUUGCAAGCAGGGCCGUCUUCCUGACAGCAGGGCUUAUAUUAGUUUUCUGCGGUGUGGUUGGGAAAUUUGGGGCCGCAUUGACGCUGAUUCCAGAUCCGGUCAUUGGCGGGACACUGACAGUACUGUUUGGGAUCGUUUCUGCUGUCGGUUUAUCUACUCUUAAGUUUAUUGACAUGGAUUCGACAAGAAAUCUAACAAUUUUAGGAACGGCACUCAUACUUGGCCUGAUGAUACCACAGUACAUAAGUAAUCCUGAAAAUGCGGCAUUAAUUGAUACAGGAAACAGCGAGUUAGACCAGGUUAUAAAAGUGUUAUUAGGGACAGCUAUGUUUGUUGGUGGCGUCGUUGGUUUUAUUCUGGACAACACUGUCCCAGGCACAGAUGAAGAAAGGGGCAUAAUCGCAUGGCGUAAAAGUCUUUCAUCAUCACACGACACCGAAACAGCAGACAGCACUGCCCUACAAAUGUACGAAUAUCCCUACGUUACAAAGUAUCUUAGAAAAAUUAACUGCUGCACAUAUAUCCCUGUGUCACCCGUGUUCAAUAAAAAUAUAGAGUUUAAUUGUUCUUGCUGUCACAGAAAUAAAAAACAAGAGAAUAUAACUGAAGUCGGGUACGACAACAAAGCAGCGUUUGAUGAAGACAGUACCGCAGAAAAUUCAAGUAGACUUUGAGUAAUGCUGGAAUAGCAGUGCCGCAGAAAAUUCAAGAAGACUUUGAGUAAUGCUUGCACACCUUUGCCACCAGUGGGACAAGUUUACUUCUUUAAAAAGAAGCAUGCGAGAGGUCUUUUUGCAGCUGUUGAAGAUUUGUAUAUUUUGAAAAUAUUUGGAGAUAUAAAAGGCACCAGAGAUUUUCAAAAACGAGCAUAAAGUAUGUAAAUCAAACAAUUUUAAAUCCCAGAUUUACAUUAAUAAUGUAUAUAUCAUUUGAUUGGAAUAAACAAUAUAUACUGCUGCAUGCCUUCAACCACAAUGUGGCAAGAAAAUCAAACUUGAGAAAAAGUUGUUCCAUUUUCGCCAUUUGCGCCAAAAAAUCUCCGUUGCGUUAUUUAGUCAUACCAGUUCAAAGGUGAAAGUAGCAGCAAAUUUUCGGUACACUGUUCACUUGGUCAUAUAAUAGUACAUGGUGCUUUAAUGUUCACUGUUCCUAAUUUUCAAAACACGAAAUAGUAAAACGCUAUUCAGACAACAAGUAUCGAUUUAUACAGUUAUAAAGGAUUAAAAACGGAAUGAACCAUUACUCGUAGUGUUUUAGUAACAUAAAUGAUAUUUUCCGAUUUUUCCUGGUACCGAUUUGUUCACAUCGAUGUUUAUUUUUCGU
Molecule: messenger RNA, 2667 nt
Organism: Ruditapes philippinarum (Manila clam)
Lineage: Eukaryota; Metazoa; Mollusca; Bivalvia; Venerida; Veneridae
Product: solute carrier family 23 member 2-like
Exons: 11
Coding region: 183-2018 (611 amino acids)
Biological process (GO): transmembrane transport
Cellular component (GO): membrane
Molecular function (GO): transmembrane transporter activity
Source: RefSeq, a predicted model, not a curated record